Molecule: messenger RNA, 997 nt
Organism: Paramecium octaurelia
Lineage: Eukaryota; Ciliophora; Oligohymenophorea; Peniculida; Parameciidae
Source: the annotation of a GenBank genome assembly
AUGAAUCCCUUCUUGCCCAAUACGAUAAUCAAAGGAAGUCGAAUCUAAACAAUGCUAGAGUGUUUACUCUUAUCAAUAAGAUUGCCAAUCUUUUUGGGAUUGACUCUACAAAUUAUAAUCUUUAAUGAUUUACUCUUUAGAAAAUUACAAAACUUAGAGCUUCGUCAAGGUGUUCAUAAAUUUAUUAGAAUUAUAAUAUUGCUACACAACUUCUUUAUCGGAAGAGCAUUAUUGUUGUCGAUGGGAUACUAUAACAUAAAGUCAAUGUUCUCAAAUGCUGCUUAAAAUCAAAAGCCCAAAAAUUUACAAUCGUUUAGCUUAUUAUGCUCAAGAACAUCCCCCAUAGAUGUUUUUACUCUUAUCACCUAGUAUAAUUUAUUGUUAUUAUCAAGCUUUUCUCCUUCCUUUACUCAUGUUUCCUUAUACAAGAGAAAGGUGCGAUACCAAUUAAUAAGUUACUAUUAGGCAAUCGUAGAUUCAUUCUAGAUUGAAUAGUGUGGUUUUAAGAUGUUUAAAACAGGAAAAGACAUAAGAGAAUUAAUGGAAUUGAUAGAAAAAUAAAGAUGUGGACCCUUGAUAGUGUUUUGGGAAGGAGGAGUAUCGAAUGGUUAGCAUUUCUUAAAAAUCGACGAAUUAAUGAUACAAGAAGCAGGGAAGAUAAAUUCUUAUUCAAAAUAAAAAUAACAUGUAGCAAAGUAUAAUAAUUCAAAUCCAACUGGAUUUGUGAGCAUUUUAACUAAUAGUAGAAUGUUACUGGUUGGGAAUUCGUGGAUGAGGAUGUUGUAUAAUCUAUUGGUUAACUGGAGUUGUGGUUUACAGAUACAUUUCAUGAAAUUGCCAUCUUAUGCUAUUUCUGAUUGUCGACUUAGUGAGAUAUACAAUCAAUUUGUUCAUCAAAUGUUGAAGAGAAAAUUAGUAUUAAUUUUAUAAUAUAAUAGAGUAAAAAAAAUUGGAUGGAUUAUAGAACCAAAUUUAUUAGGGAUAUAGUUUGAUUAGU